AUGCCAAAAAGCAGCCCCCAGUCGCCCAAGGUGGCUGGCAAAGCCCGCCGAGCCGACAUGUCACAAUUCACUGCCGCCGCGAGGAACAAAGGCUUCAAACGCCCCGCCAGUAAGAAGCCCGCCUCAUUGAGCACGCUCAGCACAACCAGAAAACGCAAGCCGUCGCUCUCGUCCGUCUCCACCAUUUCAUCUCUGUCCGGCUUUGCAGAGAGUGACCAGGACGAAGCCGACUCAGAAGCAAGCUCCGAUGAAGACGACAAGUCUGCUCAUCGCACCCCGUCUUAUGGAGGCAAGAGCCACCAUAGGGGCCGUAAGGCGGGGUCAAAAAAGCUUGCUUCAUCUCCCCUCUCCCUCAAGAAAAGAAAGCUCUCCUACGAUGAUGGCUAUGAGGGCCAGCAGAGCAGUGCUGGUGAAUCGGACAGCGACUAUGGCGCCGUUGACGAAAUUUCCGAUGACGACGAAGAUGCGGACGUCGAGAAGCUCGAAGAGCAGAUGAUUCUCGACUCCGAGGACGAGAGACGUAUUGUCAGCAGUGUCUUCUCCCACUCCGAUGCUCCCGAGCCAGAACAAUGGGCCGGUCUCGGAAGCUUCGAUGACCACAUCCUCUUCUCCACCGAACCAUUCCUGGAUGAUCAGCUGUAUAGCGCCAUGGAAACCUUUGGCGAGACUGACCUGACCAGUGAAGCUAUUGAAACCCCCGUCCAGAGACAUGUACAUUUUAUCACUGAAGAAAACCCCGAGUCUUCCAGUGACAGCCCAGAUGGCAGCACCGACGAUGAGAUCCCCGGUGAUUUCCUGCAGCAAGACAGCCUUGACCCAACUCUCCGUCGUAUGAUUGACAACGACAACGACAAUGGAAGUCACCAGCGAUAUGAGGACAUAUUCGGAGAGUCGGAUUUUAAACACCCAGCCAACAUCUACCAUGUCGAGUCAGACGCCGUUUCUGAUGGCUCAAGUGGAUAUGAGACUGAUGAUGGCGAGACAACCGACGAGGAUCUCCCUCCACCAGCUACCAUCACACACCCUCGAUCUAUCCUUCGACGCGACUCGACCGGCUCUAUUACUGCCACUGGCGACUCGGCAAGCCAACCAUCAAACCCACCGCGUCGCCGAGGUCCGAUAAUGGGCUCUUUUGUUCCAGACCCUAAAAAACCUGUAGCACUUGUUGAUUGCACUGGCAAGCAUCUCGUCAUCAUCCCAGCAUACUCUUCAUCUCGCCAUGACUGGCUUGAAUCGGCAACUAAUAGUAUCUGCGGCACUGCUAGCAACAGCCCACGGGCUACCACCAUGCAUCUGAUUGAAGAGAGUGACACAGAAGCCCUUACUUCCCCUAAUGGCCUUGAAUUAAACCCCAUGUUGAACUCUGGAAACCUGAUGAUGACAGCGCUGGGUAACGAUGCCACACCCGGCGGCCAAGUUAUGGGACCACCCGAAGCAUUCUACGCCGCGCAAACUUUUGGCGGUGAAAGCUCGUAUGAAGACGACGAGGACGAGGACGAUGAGGCAAUGCUGAACGUAGACGACUUUAUUGACUUUGGCAAUGGCUCGUCCGACGAGGAAGAAAUCGAAAAGAACUCGGACGAUGAAGUCGUGAUGACCUCGCCUGUGGUGCCAUCAUCAGCUCAGACUCUGCGUACCCCAACACAAAACCGCAACGACUCGAACAGCGCAGAGCAGUUCCUCAACCAUCUGGACAAGGGCAUUGUGACAGCCUUUCGUCGCAAUAACACUCGCUAUCAAACAUUGAUCCGGCUUCCUCAGCAUCGAGAGUUUAUGCCCGCCAACUCUCCCUCUCGUGUUGCCAGCGUGUUCCGACACUCUCGGUAUUCUGACCCGCGCACUCCGCCUCGGAAGCGCAAGGCGAGCAACCUUUCUGGCGGUGAAGCCGUCCGUCGCAAACUGAUCGACGGCCACCGCCGCAACCAGCUUUCUUUCUAA
Molecule: messenger RNA, 1938 nt
Organism: Talaromyces rugulosus
Lineage: Eukaryota; Fungi; Ascomycota; Eurotiomycetes; Eurotiales; Trichocomaceae
Exons: 2
Coding region: 1-1938 (645 amino acids)
Source: RefSeq, a predicted model, not a curated record